Molecule: messenger RNA, 2744 nt
Organism: Sesamum indicum (sesame)
Lineage: Eukaryota; Viridiplantae; Streptophyta; Magnoliopsida; Lamiales; Pedaliaceae
Source: RefSeq, a predicted model, not a curated record
ACAACAAAAUAGUAACGAAUAACAUUUAGAAUUAAGAAAUGGAAUGUGAGUAGACAUUACAUUCUUUUAUUAUUCCAUUUAUCUCUAAAGCCCUAAACCCCAUUUCGAGUUCCGGCUGUCCCACCACCGCCAGGCGGCGAAGCUUCCAAUCAAAGGAGAAGUGUUGGAUGUUGGUGAAACCUUAUGAGUGCGAAUGUACGCGGUAUCGCCACAAUCUAUAAGUUGUUAGUCUUGGAAUGCUCCGGUCAUGGGUACGGGCCUUCUCAGGCCGAAAAAGCCGACAUAGCGUUGGUCUGCUCUCAAGGAGUGCCACCGUACAAUAUGAUGUACAAAGCCCAAUUUCUGAGUUAUUAGGAAAUGGAGAAAGAACCUCGUUAACUGCUGGAAGGGAAGUAAAAUUAAAACACGGGGGUGCAGCAGUAUCUGUUGUUGGAGUAAAACCGUUCGGAUUGGUUAAGGAGAGAUCAUUUUACGCAUCACAUACUUCCUUUAGUCGAAAUGCAGCAAAUAUACAUGUCUUGCCUGAACUUGAAAGACAGAAUGAUUUGUUGGAUUCAUCUGUUUCAUUAUCAUCAGGUCACAUGAGCAGUGAAAUGGAAGAGUUUCAGGUUGCUGCAGAUUAUGGUAAUCACGAUAAGCCAAAAGCUAAACCUAUGUCUCGAAAUUCAAUUGAUUUCACCAAAAUUCCUAUAGAGAAGCUUCCAACUGUCAUUAUCAUGGGUCGCCCAAAUGUCGGAAAGUCAGCAUUAUUUAACCGUCUGAUUCGAAGGAGAGAGGCUCUUGUUUACAAUACCCCUAAUGACCAUGUUACACGUGACAUACGAGAUGGGGUUGCUAAGUUGGGUGAUUUGCGGUUUCGUGUUCUGGAUUCAGCUGGCUUGGAGGCAGAGGCUUCUUCGGGUUCUGUUCUGGGCAGAACUGCUGCAAUGACUGGAGAUGUGCUGGCACUGGCCCAAUGUGCACUCUUUCUGAUAGAUGCAAGAGACGGACUACAGGCCAUGGAUUUGGAUGUUGGAAAGUGGUUAAGAAAGCAUGCUCCUGGUAUCAAGACCAUUGUGGUAAUGAAUAAAGCUGAGCUGCUUGAUGACAUUAGUGGUUCUCUUGCUGCUGCUGCUGGUGAAGCUUACACAUUAGGUUUUGGUGAUCCCAUUGCUUUAUCUGCUGAAACUGGAUUUGGGAUGACGGAGCUAUAUGAAGCUUUGAGGCCAUCUCUCGAGGAUUAUGUGCUCCAGGUUAUAAAUGAUGAAGAUAUGCUGGACAGCGGAUCGGCUGGGGAUGAGGAUGUUGACUCUAAGCUUCCCUUGCAGCUGGCAAUUGUAGGGAGACCAAAUGUAGGGAAGUCUACAUUGCUGAAUGCACUAUUACAAGAAAAUCGAGUUUUGGUUGGACCAGAAGCUGGUUUGACCAGAGAUUCCAUUCGGGUUCAAUUUCAGUAUGAAGGGAGAGACGUAUAUCUUGUUGACACUGCAGGUUGGUUGGAGAGGACAAAACAGGAUAAGGGGCCAUCAUCCUUGAGCAUUGUGCAAUCAAGGAAACAUCUCAUGAGGGCCCAUGUGGUUGCAUUAGUUCUGGAUGCAGAAGAGAUUGCAAGAGCUCGACGGAGCAUGAAGCACACUGAAGUCGUCAUAGCAAGGCGAGCAGUGGAAGAAGGUCGAGGUUUGGUUGUCGUGGUGAACAAGAUGGAUCUUUUGAAGGGGAAGCAGAGCUCAAGAAUGUACGAAAGUGUGCUCAAUGCUGUGCCUGAAGAAAUUCAGACUGUUAUACCCCAGGUGGCAGGGAUACCUGUGGUAUUUGUUUCUGCACUUGAGGGGAAAGGCCGGGUGGCUGUGAUGCGCCAGGUUGUUGAUACAUAUGAAAAGUGGUGUCGCAGAUUGCCAACAGCUCGUCUCAACCGCUGGCUACGCAAGGUAUUGCUGAAAUCCUCCUGUUCUUUUGCAGUCAUGGAAGCGGCAUUAAAAUUUAUAAAAUAUUUCACUCAGGUGAAGGCCCGACCACCUACUUUUGUUGCAUUCAUUACUGGGAAGGUCCAGCUAUCAGAUACAGAACUCAGGUUCCUAACGAAGUCACUGAAAGAAGACUUUGAUUUGGGUGGAAUUCCUGUGCGUAUAAUGCAGCGCAACGUGCUUAGGAAUUCUGAUAGUAAAAGUGUUGCCAGCAAGAACACACGAGGUCCUGGAAGAACGACUGAACGAAUGGUGUCUGACAAAAGAAGUGCCGGUACAUUAGAAAACACUGUUUCUACAUGAAAACUGAAAAGUUUGGGAGACGGAUCACCCCCCACCCAUCCCAUGUAUAGUUCUUUAUGCAAAAGUAGUUUUUUGAUAUAAAAAGAAAAUUAAGUUGCUAGUGUUCAGGGUAAUCAGCACAUCUAGUUUUGAAAAUCUGUUGGUCCGAAUUUUCUCAAUUUUGGGGAGGAGCCUACUCAUUUUGAUGGGUUAUUUAGCUGAAAGUAUUCAAAUUAACUCCCUGGUGGUGGGAGACCACCGCACUCCGUUUUUUGGUAAUCCUUUCUCUCUAACUUGUUUUUCCAACUUUCUUGAAAAAGUCGAGUGUCUUUCCAUUUUGGCAUUAUAUGAUUGGUGACUGCACCUUUACAGUGUAAACUUACCAAAAACAAGGAGGUUACUACUUCGCAUUUCUCAGCAAAUUGUAUUUAGGUUCUCAAAUGUUAUGUUGUACUUACUCUUGCUACUAUGCUUAUUGGUGUUGUUUAUUCAUUGACAUUUUUCAUCCAAAGAAAUCAA